This is a messenger RNA of Sebastes umbrosus (honeycomb rockfish), 2746 nucleotides long. RefSeq names its product RUN and FYVE domain containing 3 (gene rufy3). The record is from RefSeq and is a predicted model, not a curated record. Lineage: Eukaryota; Metazoa; Chordata; Actinopteri; Perciformes; Sebastidae. Gene Ontology annotation, cellular component: cytoplasm. Gene Ontology annotation, molecular function: metal ion binding. Bases 441 to 2375 code for a protein of 644 amino acids. The transcript has 18 exons. Gene Ontology annotation, biological process: regulation of axonogenesis.
AGCAUUCACUGCGGUGCUGCACAGGCAGUCCAAUCAGAGUGAACCGGUGCUAAGCUGACUGGAGGAGGGCUGUGAUUUUCAGCUCGGUGCUCUCUUGCAUUUUAAACCCCCCAGUUUGUACAAAAGGGAUAACAAGGGGUUGCAAAGGAGGAGGAGGUGGAGGAUGAGAGGGCAGGGCAGCCUUUCUCAAGACAGCAGCACUCAGUUGUAACAAGGAGGGGAGGAGGAUGCAGGCAUAAAGAGGAGGAAAAGCAGCAGCCUCUCAGACACCUGCUGGGCCUUUCCCGUCUUUGGCCUUUUAUCCUCUUUGUUUUGCUGCUCUUUUCAUCCUCUCUGAUUUCCUCUAAUUUUUUGGGUGCCUUCACUGGUCUCUGGAACAAAAGCUACUUCGCCUUUUUCCCUCGGUGGUGUUGGUUUUGCCUCACAUCAGCUGAGUCAUCAUGUCUGAGCUGACGCCUCAGAGCGAAACCCCCACUCCCACCACCGACAAGAUCACCCAGGCCGCCCGGGAGACCAUUUAUCUCUGCAACUUUCGCGUGUCUGUCGAUGGCGAGUGGCUUUGCCUCCGCGAGCUCAACGACAUCUCCCUCACGCCAGACCCAGAGCCGGCCCAUGAAGAUCCCAAGGAUCCCAUUGCAAUCGAAAGGCUUAACUUGAUGAACAUGGCCAAACUGAGCAUCAAGGGCCUGAUCGAGUCAGCUCUCAACCUCGGACGCACACUUGACUCUGACUAUGCACCUCUCCAGCAGUUCUUCGUCGUGAUGGAGCACUGUCUGAAACAUGGGUUGAAAACCAAGAAGACCUUUCUGGGGCAGAACAAGUCGUUCUGGGGGGCGUUGGAGCUGGUGGAGAAGUUGACGCCUGAAGCAGGAGAGAUCACUGCCAGUGUAAAAGACCUGCCUGGCCUCAAGACUCCUCUAGGAAGAGGGCGUGCCUGGUUGCGACUGGCCUUGAUGCAGAAGAAACUCUCCGACUAUAUGAAGACCAUCAUCAACAGAAAGGACCUGCUCAGUGAAUUCUAUGAGCCGAACGCGUUGAUGAUGGAGGAGGAGGGAGCCGUCAUCGCCGGGUUGCUCGUCGGACUAAAUGUCAUUGAUGCCAAUCUGUGUAUGAAGGGAGAGGACUUGGACUCUCAGGUCGGGGUGAUUGAUUUUUCAAUGUACCUCAAAGAUGGUGGACACAGUAGUAAGAGUGCAGAGGGUGACGGUCAGAUCACAGCGAUUCUCGAUCAGAAGAAUUACGUGGAGGAGCUGAACAGACAUUUAAGUGCAUCAGUAAAUAACCUCCAGGCCAAAGUGGACGCUCUGGAAAAGUCCAACACAAAGCUAACAGAAGAGCUCGCAGUGGCAAAUAACCGGAUCAUCACUUUACAAGAAGACGUGGAGAGAGUAAAGGAGGAGAGCUCAUAUCAGCUGGAGUCCAGGAAGGCAUCAAGAAGCGACUCGGCACCAGACGGACAAGCGUUGGGUGAAACACGCAAGCAGCUCAAAGAGGAAACUUUGCUUCGAUUGGAUGUAGAGAAGGAGCUGGAAGUGCAGAUCGGGAUGAAGCAAGAGAUGGAGCUGUCCAUGAAGAUGCUAGAGAAAGACAUCUGUGAGAAGCAGGAUGCUCUGGUAGAGCUCCGGCAGCAGCUGGAAGACCUUCGCGUCAUCAACCAACAGCUGAGCCACAAGUCACAGAGUGCUGACGCCGGCUCUAAACAGAAGAGUGAAGCCAUCACUCGCCUGGAGGAGAAAAUCAACCAGAUGUCGGGGACAGUUAAACAGAUGGAGACCAGAUGCAAACAGGCCGAGAGAGAGAGGGGUCUGGCUGUGGAGGCCAACCGGCUCUUCAAACAGGAGUUUGGGGACAAAAUCGAGAGUCUGCAGGAGGAGGUGGAGCAGCUGAGGAAGCACAGGUAUAAUCUGGAGCUGGAGCUGAGGAAAGAGCGAGAGCGAAGGAAUGAGCAGCAGCAUCAUCAUCAUCAUGACGCUGCGUCAGGACUGUCCAGUACUCAUCGGAGGGAGAGGAGACUCCCAGAGAACAUACCAAAACGUGCCCCAGAAUCUCCAUCAGUCAGAAGGGACCAGAAUGACCAGUUACAAACUGGAACAGAGGAUAAAACAAGUCUGAGCUCAAGCGUGUCCUCAAGGUCACACCAUGAGGAUGAACAGGACGAGCCCUUUGUGGAGAUCAGUCAGCCUUCCAUCUGUACGAUGUGUGAACAGGACGACUCCCUCCUGAAGACAAAGAUACAGUGUAAGAACUGCAGCGGUGUUUUCUGUGAGAGCUGCGUGUCCAACGAGCUGCCGUUGCCUUCCUCCAUCCUCCCAGAGACUGUGUGUACAGCCUGCUUCUCUCUGUUACUCCAACAAUACGCCUCAACGCCAACAUGAAGCAACUAUGCAUUUUACUACAAGACACGAUGGUCAGACACACGGAAACCAACCAGAGGCAUUUAUUUUGAAAGAAUGGCACUGCAAAAAUGCACUUUUUGACUUUGUGACUCGAGACGUUAUGAAAGAUCCGAUGGGGUUCUGAACUUGCGGUAUUUUAGUUGCUUUAAGUGUCCAAACGUGUGCCACUGAGAGUGGUUUGGAUGCAGGUUUUCAUUUUUCAAAUACUGGUGUCGCCUUAAUUCUUCCUUUCUGGCUGAAGGUGCGUGUUUAGCUGCUGUCGUAUUUCUUUAGUGAAAACCUGCAUUUAAAAAGCUGUAAAAAUGGCUCCUGGAUGGAGAUCCCUGAUAUAAAAAGACAACUUGAAUCAU